Molecule: messenger RNA, 2358 nt
Organism: Eufriesea mexicana
Lineage: Eukaryota; Metazoa; Arthropoda; Insecta; Hymenoptera; Apidae
Exons: 2
Coding region: 1-2358 (785 amino acids)
Source: RefSeq, a predicted model, not a curated record
AUGGCGCAGGAGCUGCUAGAGAGACGAAGGCAGGAACGAAAGAAAAGGAAGGACUUGUUUCCCUGCGAUCCAGAGGGUAUUCCGGAAGUCUUCGAAGACCCCGAUAAAGACUUCUCUAAUCGUAAAGAAUUAGGUCAUGCUCGGAUUCCGCAAACGUGUCCCCUACCCACUAAGGAGAUGCUAGUUGAUCAAGCUGCGGGGGAACAACCCGGUUUAGUCGACGGUGAUUACAUCGUUUUCGAGUUACCCUCAAAGGCGCGGGGAGACAGAAUCUAUGCCGACGUAUGUCUUCGUGGGUUGAAGGGUAUGCAUUUGCCAGAACUGGGAGUAUUGAGAAUGCGGAAGAACACGUGGAAAUUCUGUUUCUAUCAGGCGAUCGUUGCCCUUCUGGCUAAGACACAGCUGAGAUAUAAGUAUGCUUGGAGCGCGAACGUCGAUUAUAUCUACGACCACGCGUGGAUGUUGUACAGUCACAUUGGGAUGAUCAACAUUAAGAAGAAACACAGACUGGAUGACAUCGUCGUAUACAAUUACAAGUACAGCAUCGAAGUGAGAUUAAUCCAAGAACUGAACGACGUUCCUAUCGUCACGGAUAUUUCAUGGGAUUACGAGGAAAAGAACUUACGUCGGAAGAUAGUCCUGGAACGCAGAGAGUUGAUGAACGUUAAACUAGAAAUCGGUUCCGAGAAAAUAACCGACGAACAAAUGGCACCCGUACAUAGAGGUGUCAAAAAGAUUCAGGAUUGGUUCGACAAGCUUAAAAUACGUUAUCGUAACUGUAUAUUUCGCACCACGCGAUUCUCUUUGGCUUUCUGGAAUGAUAAUCUGUUCUGGUAUCUCUACAACCCAUAUCGAUGCAACGAAUUUGGUUAUUGGGAUGACUGCGGAUACGCGUGCAUCAUGAAAUUCUGUUCGAAAGAAUCACUUAGGAGGCACUUAAUGAUUCUUCUAUUAAGAGCCUACGUUUAUAUCCCCCCGAAACCAAAGAAGGAAGAAUCAGAGAAGAAACCAGAAGCCAAUGCUCCUGAAGCUACAGAGUUGUCAGCAACUGCAGAAAAAGCUAAAACUGUGGAUCAACCAAAAGUCACCGAAGUAACUACAGGGGAACCCAGUGCUACGAAGCAACCCAGUGUUGCUCAACCCAGUGCUACCCAACAACCCAACGCUGUACAACCAAGUGCUACACAACAACCAGAAGCUACGGAAAAAGACGAGGGAGAAAAGUUCUUCACUGUCCAAAUUUUUCACGUGACUCAUCACUGUUGUCAAAUUCACAAUUUGAAGUUACUACAACGAGGCGCACCAAAACCACCAAAACACUACGUCAAGAAAAAGACUAUCGAUGACUGUCCUUUCGAUCCUCUGGACACGAGAGAUCCAUGCGCGAUCGAGCAAGAAGAAGGUGAUCUAAAAGAACCUAUCGAGAAACCAACAUGGCUGAAACUGUACAAGAUCGCCUGGACCAAGUGCCUUGCAGUCCCUCAGAAGAAGAAGGGUAGCAAGGAGCUCACGAUGGGCAAGAUGCGGUGGCACCAGUACGUUGUGGAGGAAUCGAACAAACUAUUCUCUUUAUGGGGCGAGAUUCACAUUACAGAUGGAAUGUUCGAAAGGGAGAAUCGUGGCAUGCAAACUUAUGCUUGCUACGUUGUUUGCGCUGGCAUGACCAGGAUCAUGGCACCAGAGUACUGGAGCUCGAAGAUUCUGGACGUAAUCGUAAUGUGCGGAGAUAGAUAUUAUACUCAUAGUAAAUUGGAGGCAGAGUUCAAGGCGACCAAGAACGAAUAUAGUCACGUGAACUGUUGGAACAGGUAUUUAAUGAGUCAUUUCAAGAUAGGCGAAACCAUGUUCGAGGCAAAGGUUCUGCCAGCAAUUUGCGGCAGGUUAUAUGCAAAAUCGAGCAAGUAUCUAUGGCAAUCCGUGGAACAAAUGUUCCUUAAGUACAAUUUUGGUAUUCUAACCUGCGAGAGCUCAUGUCUGGGUAUCUUUAAGUUCUGUGGAGCAUAUUACAUGUGCGAUGUGAACUCUUUGGGUCCGCCACUAUUUUCUUAUGGGGAGGGGGCAGUUUAUCUGUUGAGAGCCACAUAUUUUUUGAAAUUCAUCACGGUUUUGGUACUAACGAUCGGUUCACCAGAAUGCAGUCAGUUUGCUCUGAACCCUAUAGAAAUAUUGAAGGUCGUCGAUGUGGGUCCGACCAUACUCCCCAUUGGGAGAACCGAGAAGAAGGAUAGGGCUAAGAGAGUGACCAAAGUGGAAUGUCCAUAUGAUGAGGAGAAGAAAAAGCAGAUGAGAAAGUGGAAGCAUAAAAGAGCGGAAACAGCGAGAACGAUUGAUAAGUUAUGCUGUAAAGGUGGCGAAUGA